Molecule: messenger RNA, 845 nt
Organism: Colletotrichum navitas
Lineage: Eukaryota; Fungi; Ascomycota; Sordariomycetes; Glomerellales; Glomerellaceae
Exons: 1
Coding region: 137-775 (212 amino acids)
Source: RefSeq, a predicted model, not a curated record
CGGUAAUGCACAUGCUGACACCGUGGAACGCUGGAUCGGUGUGAUCCCAUCCAUCCAUACCCGGCAGGGCCCCUCCCCCCCAUCUCGUCACCACAUGUCACCCACCCAUUGAGACUGGGGCCUCGAACUGUUUCCCAUGUUAGUCCCAGCAUGCAUGUCGAGCCCAUCUCCCCUCUCCCCUCGUCCCCUUGCCAUGUACAUCGUACCUGUCUCUCUCUCUCUCUCUCCACCCCGAGCAAAUCCCCAGCAAGCUAAAGUUGACUUGGCCAGCUCGCCAGCCGACAGACGAGGUAUACUCUCUAGUCUGUCUGUAUCCAUACCCUACCUGCUAUCCGUACUCUGUAUCCAUAUCCGCUUAGUGUACAUGUACGGAUCAACUGAGACUGCCAAACUCGACCCCGUCAGUCCACCCGUCCACCCGUUCACCACCGUCCACGUACACUACAUAUUACGCACCGCACCUCUGCCGCCCAAUACCUGCGUCCCGGCCGCCCGCAUCCGCAUCCCCGUCCCAUUCUUUCCCCCUUCCCUCCUCGGACGCGGCCGACCUCCAAUCGCCUCCCCUACCCCCAUCCCCUCCCCCUUGGCAGCCUUGAAGACAUAUACUUUGCUGGUUGAUGCAUCCGUGAGUGAGCUGACACAACCGGGGAAGGGCUUCCGGCGGCAAGAACCCAGAACCCAGAAACCCAGAAAUAUCCCCCCCCCGAGGUUCCCCCAAGAGCCUCAUCAUCAUCACCAUCAUCAUCACCAACAACAACGUCGUCGUCCUCAUUAAGAAAGAAGGAAAGAAUAAUAAGCUUCCCAUGCCAAAGAAAAUACGGUUAUCGUUCCGGUCUGCAGUGUUG